Messenger RNA from Malus domestica (apple), 1247 nucleotides. Its product is annotated as mitogen-activated protein kinase kinase kinase 20-like. Gene Ontology annotation, molecular function: ATP binding; protein kinase activity. Lineage: Eukaryota; Viridiplantae; Streptophyta; Magnoliopsida; Rosales; Rosaceae. Gene Ontology annotation, biological process: protein phosphorylation; signal transduction. The record is from RefSeq and is a predicted model, not a curated record.
GAACAAACAAGCAAGUCGCUAUUCUAAGAAACAAUUACAGACGAGCGGCAUCACCUUAUUUCUUGUGAAGAAAACAAAGAAAUAAGAAGUUGUGAAGAAGAAUCAUGAAACGAAAGGCUCAAGAACAAUUAGAAAAGGGACAAAAGAAUCAUGGAGUGCACUGGUUGAGAGGGGAGAUGAUUGGAGAAGGAAGCUUUGGGUCUGUGUUUCUUGCCACUCCCAAGAAACCAAGAACGAGCAAGUUUCGCAGUAUGUUUGAUUUGCCUGCUGUGAUGGCGGUUAAAUCGGCGGAGGUUUCUACUUCAGAUCCUAUUCAGCAUGAAGCGGAGGUUCUCUUUGAGAUCAAGGGUUGCCCCUUUGUUAUCGAGCGCUUUGGUGAAGAGAUCACAACCACUGACAAGGGUGACAUGGUCUACAACUUGUUGCUGGAAUUUGCCACAGGAGGAAGCCUUGACGGUUUGAUCAAGAAAUCCAACGGUAAGGGAUUGCCUGAAUCCGAUGUUAAGCACUACACGAGGACAAUUCUUGAAGGGCUUAAGCACAUACACAAGUGUGGUUAUGUUCACUGCGAUUUGACGCCGGAAAACAUUCUUCUUAUGCCUAGUACGACCGCGUCUAAUGUUAGUACUGCUAACUUGGUAGCCAAGGUUGCAGAUUUAGGAUUGGCUAAGAGAAGGAGUCGAUGGGAAGGCAAUCCCAUGUAUGCAGACGCAUGUGCUUGGACUGAUAAUGCACAGGAUGAGACGUCAAUUGAUGUAUGGUCCCUGGGUUGUAUUGUACUUCAAAUGCUAACCGGCAAGCUCCCAUGUGAACUUGUCGAGUUCUUGGACAUGGCUUCUUUUGAAUUAACUCCCAAUAGCCCUGCUGAGAUCUCAAGCGAGGCUAGAGAUUUCCUGAAGAGUUGCUUUGCCCGGAGACCUCGGGAAAGGUUGACAGCUGAAAAGCUCUUGCUCCAUCGUUUUGUAGCACAGCCACAAGCAUCAGAAGCCAAUGGUCAUCAUAUCCAGGUGGUUAAACAGCGGAAAGGAAUGUUGAAGAAGGCAUCAUCAGCUCAACUUUCGGCAAUCCAGAUGGUUUCUUAGUUAAACCACGUGCAGACUACCACACAAGGUCUACCACUGUACCCAGAAUUAAUGCCCAUCCUGCAGGUCGUGUCAUGCCAGUUACCCUAUAGAAGUGAGUCAAGCGACUUUUUCUUGACCGCGCUUCUGAAAGAAGCAGAAAAUUUUAACAUCCGAAAGGGAUUC